Molecule: messenger RNA, 1383 nt
Organism: Gigantopelta aegis
Lineage: Eukaryota; Metazoa; Mollusca; Gastropoda; Neomphalida; Peltospiridae
Exons: 13
Coding region: 1-1383 (460 amino acids)
Source: RefSeq, a predicted model, not a curated record
AUGUGUUCUAUCAUCUGUGGCCGGGAACAUACGACUGACGAACUGUAUGACGUCAAAACCAGUGAACUUGCAGAGCUAAAGAGUUCCAAUGCUACUCUCUACCAAAGAGCUAAAACGGAUUUUAAUUUUCCGAGGAUUGUGAUAAAAGAUCCAGCCGGGAAAACUCUCGACACUCAUACCUCCCUACAGGAAGCGAUUUAUCGCGCCAAAUGGAACGUGCAAACGUCAGGAACGGCCAUUUUACCGGAAGAAUGGCGGCUUCCCAAAGCACCACUUCCGGCCCGCCCAGAUUUCACGAGAACCGGGCCGCUUUCGUCAAAGAAGAAGCAUGACUUGACCCCGCUUAUACACAAAGACAAAGCGAUGAAAACGGGUGGUGGUUACACAUUCUGGCAGAAAGACCGCCCCGUGAACAGUAAGAUUGAGAAGAGUAUGGACUUCUACCCCGUGACGAUACCCUCCGUUGAGCUCAGACAGCUACUGGAGGACACCACUUUGUCUGAUGCUGCCAAGAGGGCACUGAAGAAACGACUGACAGCCCAGUAUCCAUGGUUACAAGAUAUACCUUUUGACCACACCAUGCUAGACCGUCUCCGAUCCAUGGGUCUCUUGACUGAAGAUGGCCAGAUGUGGAAGGAGAAGGAGAAGGAGGAAGAUGAUGAGGGAAUCGUGUCGGGAGACCACGAAGACUCUGACCUGUACCGAGUGUCAAGGUCACGACUGGAAAACUGGAUAGCCCUCGAUGCAGUGGAUUCUGAACUGUCGGAGCGACGUAGCCGACGUAGUAAAGAGAAACGUUCAGUACAGGCCGACGUAAAAGGAAAAGACGAUGUUGAACAUACUGCUCAUCUUGAUAAGGAAGAUACCGAGGAUACAGAAAACCAAGAAAAGAAACCGAAGCUGUACAAUGCACCUACGCCCUUUAAACUGAAAGAAAAACAAAGAAGAAUAACUGUGUCCGAGUCGCCAUUUUCAACCAAUCGACAGUAUGACCUAUCAAAAGGCCCAGGCUUCCAGUUGAAGAAGAAUGAAAAACAGACGACCAAGUUUACUGAGUUCAACAGAUCGCAGACUGACUGGAAGGAACCAGACCGAUUUCAGGUGAAGAAGGCAGAGAGAAAGACAAUUAAUUUCUUUGUACCGAAAGCUGGCGACAAGAAGAAAGGUCGAAGAGAGAAAGACGAUUACGAUUAUGAUUAUGAAGCUCAUUACAAAAGAAACAGGAAAGAUUUAGAACAGCCCCUGUCUCCAGAUUCUGGUCUGGCAAGUGAGAUUGUUUCAGACUCUGUUAAAGGCUCUUCUCUAGACCGUGAUUCAACACUGCAUGGACUGUCUGCUACAGAUGUCCUCAAUCUACAGGUUGUUCCCAUUUACAAGUUGUAA